AUGGGAAGAGCUCCAUGCUGCGACAAGGCAAACGUGAAGAAAGGGCCAUGGUCCCCGGAAGAAGAUGUGAAGCUCAAGGAUUACAUCGACAAAUAUGGCACUGGUGGCAACUGGAUCGCGCUGCCUCAGAAAAUUGGGCUGAAGAGAUGUGGUAAGAGCUGCAGACUGAGAUGGCUUAAUUACUUAAGACCAAACAUCAAACAUGGUGGCUUUUCUGAGGAAGAAGAUAGUAUCAUAUUGAGUCUUUACAUCAGCAUUGGAAGCCGGUGGUCUAUAAUAGCAGCUCAGCUUCCUGGAAGGACAGACAAUGAUAUCAAGAAUUACUGGAACACAAAACUGAAGAAGAAACUUCUUGGAAGACAGAAACAAAUGAAUCGUCAAGAAUCCAUAACUGACUCUAAUGAUAACAACAGCAGCAACAACAACAAGAGUCCUCAGAAUCUGAGCAAUUCGGCGCUGGAGAGGCUUCAACUUCACAUGCAGCUCCAGAAUCUACAGAGUCCUUUCUCUAGUUUCUACAACAACCCUAUCUUGUGGCCCAAACUUCACCCGUUGCUGCAGACUACUACUACAACUCCUGAUCAAAACCCUAAGCUGGCAUCUCAAGAAAGCUUCCACCCUCUAGGAGUUAAUGUUCAUCAUCAGAACAAUCACAUCAAGCUAGCUCAGAUCAACAACGGUGUCUCACCUAUAUAUUCAGAGAGCAACAUAGAGCAGUCCCUAAACUCUGUUCAAGAAUUUCAACCUAAUUUUGGUUUCUCGCAGGACUUUCGAUUAGAUAAUCAUAACAUGGACCUUAUAAACAGAGGUGCUUCUAAAGAAUUGUUUCAAGGGGGAAACGAGUUUGAGCUCACAAACGGUUCGAGUUGGUGGUCGGAGGAAGUGGAGCUAGAGAGGAAAACGACGUCGUCCAGUUCUUGGGGAUCAGCUUCUGUUCUUGAUCAGACGACGGAAGGAAUGGUUAUGCUUCAAGAUUACGCUCACAUGAGCUAUCACAGUGUUUAA
Molecule: messenger RNA, 1005 nt
Organism: Microthlaspi erraticum
Lineage: Eukaryota; Viridiplantae; Streptophyta; Magnoliopsida; Brassicales; Brassicaceae
Source: the annotation of a GenBank genome assembly